CCAAUCAGAUGCAACGCGGGUGCAAAGCUUCAAGCCUAUACAGCAGUUGCAACAAGGUCACAAGCAUCGCAUCCUGUCACAAAAAGCACACCAGUCAAUCCAACCCUUUUUCAAAAAGCUCAACGUUGAAAAGUGUCGCCAUGAUCGGAGGAGGCGACAAGAUCCCCAGCGUGGGUACCCUCGACAAGCCCGAGAACCUCGACCAGCUCCUGCGUGAGGACCGCGGCGAUGAUUGCACGUCUUGCAGAGUAGUUGGAGGCGGUGCUUUCCUCGGUCUCGCAGCGUAUAACUAUCUGACAGGCAUGGGUCACCUCGAACGGCAACGCGCGGCGAUCCUUAAAUCUGGCUCGAUGUUCGGCAUGAGAAGCCGCAAGUUCGGUGUCGCUAGCAUCUCGAUGGGCCUGGCCUACCUCGGACUGUGGAGGUUGUUCCGGUAACGGAACCUCAAGGGAAGGAGGGCAUAUCAGAUCAACAACAUAAACACCACUCAAACGAUUAUACCACGGCGGUCGUAAAAAAUACAGGGCCAUGUCACGAGCUGUCGGAACGGCUGUUGUUGUCUCUGACAAUUCGCUAUGGAGCGAGCAAGGCCUACGAUUACGCCACUGUUAUUGAAGAGCUUGGAGGGAUACAUUUGAUAACUGGCUAAGUCUAGUAUGGGUUACACAUCGGGAUCAUUCGAGGCGGGAUGCUCCCGUUGUUUACAAUCAACGAUGGCUAAACCAAGCAUCCGGCUACGGCUGAAUGGUGCUGUAAUAAUACUGUAUAACACUGUCAUACUAAAAGCGAAAACAUGAAUCAAAAUACCUUUACGUUC
Messenger RNA from Colletotrichum navitas, 817 nucleotides. RefSeq lists its product as uncharacterized. The record is from RefSeq and is a predicted model, not a curated record. The transcript has 2 exons. Bases 9 to 437 code for a protein of 142 amino acids. NCBI's taxonomy places the organism in Eukaryota, Fungi, Ascomycota, Sordariomycetes, Glomerellales, Glomerellaceae.